Ricinus communis (castor bean) is the source of this 2869-nucleotide messenger RNA. Its product is annotated as neutral ceramidase 2. Gene Ontology annotation, molecular function: N-acylsphingosine amidohydrolase activity. Gene Ontology annotation, biological process: sphingosine biosynthetic process; ceramide catabolic process; long-chain fatty acid biosynthetic process. The record is from RefSeq and is a predicted model, not a curated record. Gene Ontology annotation, cellular component: extracellular region. Lineage: Eukaryota; Viridiplantae; Streptophyta; Magnoliopsida; Malpighiales; Euphorbiaceae. The transcript is spliced from 10 exons. Bases 284 to 2626 code for a protein of 780 amino acids.
CUUUACCCCAGUUUACUCGACACGAUACGAAAGAAAAAAGGACAGGGAACGGUUCCUUUCAUCAAUUGCAGUUAAUUUCCAACAACGACCACUGUUCAAUAGCAGAACAAAAAACCACAUCACAUGGCUUUCAUUUUCUUCCCUCGGCCCCGCCAGGCGGAGACUACUAAUAAGUAAUAAUAAAGUCUUUGCUUAACUCAAUCUAUAUGUGUGUGUGUGUAUGCAGAUUGCUGGUUAUGCUCUUCUCGCUCGCUACCAACUCCUAUUUGGGUGCAAGUAGGCAAUGGAUAUUUAUUCUAGUUCUUACAGCAACACACGGUUGCCACCGCUGCUGCGUGUUUGGUUCUCGUCUCUGGUUUUGCUCUUGCUACAGAAUGCUGGAACAGGGUUUUCAGCUUCUAAUUACUUGGUUGGACUUGGAAGCUAUGACAUAACUGGGCCUGCUGCAGAUGUUAAUAUGAUGGGAUAUGCAAAUAUUGAGCAGGUUGCAUCUGGAGUUCAUUUCAGGUUACGAGCUCGAACAUUUAUUGUUGCACAACCUCAAGGGAACAGAGUUGUGUAUGUCAAUCUUGAUGCUUGUAUGGCUUCACAAAUUGUUAGAAUUAAAGUGCUGGAGAGAUUGAAGGCAAGAUACGCGGAUCUUUAUACAGAGCAGAAUGUUGCAAUAAGUGGUAUUCACACUCACUCUGGGCCUGGGGGAUAUCUGCAAUAUGUUGUAUAUAUUGUAACAUCACUUGGAUUUGUUCGCCAGUCAUUUGAUGUCAUUGUUGAUGGUAUUGAGAAAAGCAUUAUUCAAGCUCAUGAAAAUCUUCGUCCAGGAUCAAUUUUUGUAAAUAAAGGGGAGCUACUAGAUGCUGGUAUAAACCGCAGUCCUAGUGCUUAUCUCAACAAUCCUGCAGCUGAGAGAAGUAAAUAUAAGUAUGAUGUCGAUAAAGAAAUGACCCUCAUAAAGUUUGUAGAUGAUGAAUGGGGACCAAUUGGUAGCUUUAACUGGUUCGCAACUCAUGGAACAUCUAUGAGUCGCACAAAUUCAUUGAUUAGUGGUGACAACAAAGGAGCUGCAGCACGAUUUAUGGAGGACUGGUUUGAAAAAAAUGGUGUGUUGGAUAAUCCGGAUAGCCCAAAUGCUAAUAGAUCUGGAUCAGUUAGAGUCCCUCGAAGAGUCUCGGGGAUUAUCCCUAACCUUAAUGAGAAUCGUAAGGAGCUGAUGGAAGUUGCUGCCUCCUUUAGGUCUUCUCAGGGCCGACCUGCAACAAGGCUUCUAAGUGUUGCAAAACGUGUCAGGAAUGUUAUGCGGCAAAUAGAUAGACCACAAUUUGUGUCAGCAUUCUGUCAAACCAAUUGUGGUGAUGUAAGCCCAAAUGUUCUUGGUGCAUUCUGCAUAGACACUGGCUUACCUUGUGAUUUCAAUCAUAGUACCUGCAAUGGGAAGAAUGAACAGUGCUAUGGCCGGGGCCCAGGUUAUCCAGAUGAAUUUGAGAGUACACGAAUAAUUGGAGAAAAGCAAUUCAGAAAAGCUGUUGAUUUGUUUAAUGGAGCAACUGAGCAGCUGAAAGGGAAAGUUCAGUAUAGUCAUGCUUAUAUAGACUUCUCAAACCUUGAGGUCUCACUGGGCAAUAAGGUGAUAAAAACAUGCCCUGCUGCCAUGGGCUUUGCUUUUGCUGCAGGAACCACUGAUGGGCCUGGAGCUUUUGAUUUCAAGCAAGGAGAUGACAAGGGAAAUGCUUUCUGGAAGUUGGUAAGGAAUGUUCUCAAAACACCAGGCCCAGAACAAAUCAAAUGCCAGCUUCCAAAGCCUAUUCUUCUUGACACUGGUGAAAUGAAGGAACCAUAUGACUGGGCACCCUCGAUUCUUCCAGUCCAAAUCUUGCAGAUAGGGCAACUUGUCAUUCUCAGCGUCCCUUCAGAAUUUACUACCAUGGCCGGCAGGCGCCUCCGUGAUGCUGUCAAGAUGGUUCUCACUUCUGGGAGAAGUAAAGAAUUCAGCAGUAAUGUCCAUAUUGUUAUAUCUGGGCUUACGAACACCUAUUCACAGUAUGUCACCACCUUUGAGGAGUACCAGGUGCAGAGAUAUGAGGGAGCCUCCACCCUUUAUGGGCCACACACACUCAGUGCCUACAUUCAAGAGUUCAAGAAAUUAGCUGCAGCUCUCAUCACAGGCCAACCUGUUGAACCAGGUCCACAGCCCCCAGACCACCUGAACAAGCAAAUUAGUUUAUUACCACCAGUUGUUCUUGAUGCUACACCUUUAAAUGUGAAUUUUGGAGAUGUUAAGACUGAUGUUCCUUCUAAUUCCGCCUUCAAAAGGGGUGACUUGGUAACUGUCAGCUUUUGGUCUGCUUGCCCAAGGAAUGACCUCAUGACUGAGGGCACAUUUGCAUUGGUUGAGAUUCUGCAGGGCCAGAAGACAUGGGUUCCAGCAUAUGACGAUGAUGACUUUUGCCUGCGAUUUAAGUGGUCAAGGCCUGCGAGACUCAGCCCUCAGAGCUAUGCAACUAUCGAGUGGAGAAUCCCACAAUCAGCAGUUGCUGGAGUAUACAGGAUAAGGCAUUUUGGUGCUGCAAAGGCACUUUUUGGGUCAAUCCGCCACUUCACGGGAUCUUCAAGUGCCUUCGUAGUGACAUAGGCCAGGGAAAUGGCAAUGCAUCUGGAAGUUAAGAGUUAGUAGCAAUGAUACUUUGUGUUCAUUCAAACAAGAACAAGUUACUUCAUUGAAGUGCGUGAAGAGCGUAGUGAACUAGCCAAGCAAAGAAUUUGAAAUAACAUGACAUUGUAUCAUGUAGAGGAAAUGGAAAUGUAACUUGAUUAUAGUAUGUCAUGAUAUAUUUACAAUAAAAGCUUAUCCUAGAUGAGGAUCUAAAAUUGAAAA